Dromiciops gliroides (monito del monte) is the source of this 2671-nucleotide messenger RNA. It is a transcript of the gene SLC16A5, whose product is annotated as solute carrier family 16 member 5. The record is from RefSeq and is a predicted model, not a curated record. The coding region runs from base 141 to 1553 and encodes 470 amino acids. NCBI's taxonomy places the organism in Eukaryota, Metazoa, Chordata, Mammalia, Microbiotheria, Microbiotheriidae. Gene Ontology annotation, biological process: transmembrane transport; monocarboxylic acid transport. The transcript has 5 exons. Gene Ontology annotation, molecular function: monocarboxylic acid transmembrane transporter activity.
GUGGGAGGGAGACUGGAGACCUGAGAUCUGCUGCAGGAAAACGGUUUCUCUGCUUUGCAAGAGAGAGAGAGAGGAGACACUAGCUCCGGAGUCACUCUGCAUGGGGGCCCUGUGUGAACCGGUGACUCCUAUAGGAGAGAAUGCCUCAGGUCCAACAGCAGGAAGAGAGCAGCUGGUCUUGGGUCGUGUUGCUGGCCACCGUGGUAGUCCAGGGCCUGACAUUGGGCUUUCCUACUUGUAUCGGUAUCUUCUUCGCUGAUCUCCAGCAUGAUUUCCGAGCCAGCAACAGCGAGACAUCCUGGUUCCCCUCCAUAAUGAUCUCGUUACUCCAUGCUGGAGGGCCCAUUUGCAGUGUGCUGGUGGAGCACUUUGGUUGCCGAGUGACAGUGAUGCUAGGGGGAGUCCUGGCCAGUUCAGGCAUGGUGGCCGGCUCCUUCUCCCGCUCCCUUAGCCAGCUCUACAUCACAGCCGGAUUCAUCACAGGCCUGGGCAUGUCCUUCAGCUUUCAGGCAGGCAUCACAGUGUUGGGACACUACUUCUCCUACCGCCGGACGCUGGCCAAUGCACUGGCCUCGGCUGGCGUCUCCAUCGGGAUCACGCUCUGGCCCCUGCUUUCCCGACACCUCCUUGAGGCCUUCGGAUGGAGAGGCACCUUCUUGAUCUUUGGUGGGGUCUUCCUUCAUGGCUGCGUCUGUGGGGCCGUAAUGAGGCCCGUGGCUCCUAUGGCUGAGUCGGCCAGUCCCUCACCCAACAAGGCCCCUGAAUCGGGUUGUCUGUUGACUUGUGGUCGGGCUGUGCAACGACAUCUGGCCUUUGAUGUCUUCCUCCAUAACCAGGGCUACCGCUUCUAUACCCUGGGUGUAGUAUGGAUGCUGAUGGGCUUCACGGUGCCCCACAUCUUCUUGGUGCCCUUUGCCUUGAGUCACAACGUAGAAGAACACAAGGCUGCUUUGCUCAUCUCCAUUAUUGGCUUCAGCAACAUAUUCCUUAGGCCCAUGAUUGGGCUGGUGGCUGGACGCUCAAUAUUUGCUGGUCGCCGUGUGUACCUUUUCACCCUGGCGGUCUUGUUAAAUGGACUGAGCAACCUCAUUUGUGUCAUCUCAGCCAGCUUCUCUGUAUUGGUUUUCUAUUGUUUGGUGUACAGCGUCUCCAUGAGUGGCAUCGGGGCUCUGAUCUUCCAGGUGCUCAUGGAUGUUGUGCCCAUGAACAGAUUCUCCAGUGCCCUGGGCCUCUUCACCAUCCUUGACAGUUUCACCGUCCUUAUAUCUCCUCCACUGGCUGGUCUACUUUUGGACACGACUGGCAACUUCAGCUAUGUUUUCUACAUGUCCAGCUUCUUCCUCAUCUCAGCUGCAUUCUUCAUAGGCCUCAGCUUCUUCCUUGUGAAGAAGAAGGAGAAGAAGAAGAAGGAGGAGGAGGAAGAGAAGCAAAUGAUGGAAAGAGCCCGUGAAGAACCUGCUUUGGAAAAGGACCUCAACCUGAGAUACACAGAGGAGCCUGUGACUCAGCCACACUCAAAAGUCACAUAUGUGACAUAUGUGACAAGCGUCUGAGCCAAGGAGCUCUAGGGUCCAUAGACCCUAAGUUCUCCCUGACUCUGGGUCUUCUUGUGCUAGCCUUCACUUAACUACAUCUCUCUGGUCUCUCCCCACUCAAGGGCCAAUGAAGCAUUAGCUUCUUGAGCUCUUAGCCUGUGAUUGGAAGGCUCCUCGAACCCCUGGCGCUCUCCCCUUGAGGGGACCAGAAAAAGGAAUUUGCUGUAUCUUUUCCCAGUCCCCUGCCUCUCCCACCUCUUGGGAAGGGGCAGCAAGGUCCACCUCAGAGAGAACUAGGGGAGGCUCUGGGCAGUGCUGAGCAGAGGGAACCAGACUGGUUCUAGCAGAGACCAAGAAAAACAGUCUGUUUGAAUUACACACAAGGACAUUGUUUCCUGGAGCAGCUAACUAUAUAAAGCUCUUUGAACUAAUGAAGUGAAUUAAUGAAGCACAGAAAAAUAGGUGUGGGGUAAGUUUUAUAGCCCUUACCCCGCCCCUUCUUUUUUUUUUUUUCCCUCCUCUUGGCAGGAGCAGUCUGGGUGGAAUUUUAUUUGUUUAUUUGACUGGAUUGAAUUUCCAAAAAGAAGCUUUCUCAGGGACCUUUAAGAAUUGAUUUUCUUUGCAUGGCCUGAACUUACUCUCUGUCCUGCUGCAUGCAUGCAGGGCUGGAGUGCCAUGGCCCUGAUUCUGCCCAGCAGGGGUGAGUCAGUGCCCUCAUUGGCACCCCACCCCCUCAUUGAGUGAAUGUGGGCCCUUCUUGGGAGCUCCCUGCUUCCAUGUGCUAAAAUCCCACUUCUCCCCUGCAUUAUAAGGCAGAGAUACUUCAGGCAUAAGCCCCUGUAUUGAACUAUUUUUCCCGAUAAGGCAGAGAGGAAUUCAGAUUCCCAGGAUAUUUGUUGUGUGCCAGGCAUUGUGCUAGCCAUCAUGGAGAAUGCAAAGAUGGGUAAAAGACUGUCAGAGAGAAUUAGGAGCUCUCAGAGCUCAUGAUGUAACAGUAGGACAGACUGGGAGUCUGGCAUGGGCCAGCAGGCACUUACAUUUGCUGCUAAAUACUAGGCCUUAAGGGCUUUUUUUUUUUUUUUAGUGGCCCCCUCCCCUGCAAGGUCAGGAGGCAGCUAAGUGACUAGGUGGAUAGA